This is a messenger RNA of Salmo salar (Atlantic salmon), 542 nucleotides long. Its product is annotated as short transmembrane mitochondrial protein 1. The record is from RefSeq and is a predicted model, not a curated record. NCBI's taxonomy places the organism in Eukaryota, Metazoa, Chordata, Actinopteri, Salmoniformes, Salmonidae. Gene Ontology annotation, cellular component: respiratory chain complex.
AAGAAGCAGCGGUUUUGAUCACACAGCAUCCGCGUAGACGACAGAAACCUUGCGACAGGAGUCGUGGCCAAUGAAAAUGCUUUUUGAAGGCGACAUGACAUGCGCGUUAUACACUGUCGAUGACUUCGCUAGCUGUUUCGACCGAGCUUUGAAGCAGGAUUGCUGAAAUACAUAAAACUUCGUCUCCUUCGUUGUAGACACGACCAUGCUACAGUUUUUGGCUGGGUUUACCUUGGGAAACGUUGUUGGGAUGUACCUCGCUCAAAACUACGAGGUCCCCAACAUUUCCAAAAAGAUAGAAGCCUUCAAAAAGGAUGUGGAGGCAAAGAAGAAACCUCCAGCGGAGUAAAGAAGAGAUUGCUCAACAACAUGGAUAGAAAGAAACAGGCAGAUUGAAGAGAUGGGGACUCUUGGAGCAACAACAUACACACUGUAAAGGAUAUAUACCAAAUGUUCAUCUCAUUUAAUAUUUUCUAUCAAAAGCAGUAUGUGUACUAAGGUUACCUGGCAGAGGAAUAAAUUGUAAAAAUGUAUUCUCCAAA